Messenger RNA from Medioppia subpectinata, 1429 nucleotides. NCBI's taxonomy places the organism in Eukaryota, Metazoa, Arthropoda, Arachnida, Sarcoptiformes, Oppiidae. The record is from the annotation of a GenBank genome assembly.
AUGUGCAUUUGCAGCGCAUUCUUAGGGAGUCAACCGGUUUUAAUGAUAAACGACCCGGAGCUAAUCACCCAGAUGAAUGUCACUGAUUUUAACAAGUUUGUUGACCGCAAUAAGUUUGUGUCCGGCAAUGGGUUUAACGAUAGAAAUAUUUUCAAUCUGAUCGGCGAUGAGUGGAAACAAAUGAGAUCUGUGAUAAGCCCCACCUUCUCAUCGGGCAAAAUGCGUUCAAUGCAUCCCAUAAUCAUUGAAGCGGUCAAGAGAUUAGAGGCAUAUCUGGCGACAAAAGCCGAGCGCAAAGAGGAGGUGUCGCUGAAAGCGGUGAUGAGUAACCUAACGAUGGAUGUGAUCGCCAGCUGUGCUUUUGGCACCCGUAUAGACACCCACACCGACGGCCACACCAGCGAGUUUGUCACUCAGGCCCAGCGGGCACUGGGCGGCAAUUGGCGGCUCUGGGUGUUUUUCCUAUUUACCUCGAUUUUCCCACAAUUACUCAAGUGGACCAAAUUCUCACCAAUUGACCCUGGUGUUGAGCGAUUUUUUCGCGACGCGGUCUCUUCAAUUGCCAAACGUCGUAAAUCUGAAAAAGUAAAACCACGUGAUUAUCUGCAGCUCUUGAUCGAAGCCCAGGACAGGGGUAACGGCGCCCACCCCUCCGGUCCCGACACUGACGACAAACUCGACACAAAUGCCGAACAGAUAUUUGCGGAAACGGGCGGUCAGGCGCUGACCGGCCAUAAGACGAGUCACCCAAUCAUAUCGGACGACGAUUUUGUCACAAACUCAAUGAUAUUCCUGACGGCAGGCUUUGACACGACCUCAUCGUUGCUGUCGUUCCUGUGCUAUGAGUUGGCCAUCAAUGAGUUGUGUCAGCAGAGGCUAUACGAAGAGAUCAAUAAGUUUUGCGAUGACAUUAACUACGAGACAAUCUCUCAAAUGCCGUAUUUGGAGGCCUGUGUGGCCGAAACACUACGGCUUUAUAACCCCAUCACUACUGUUGGCCGCAUUGCCGACGAAGAGUAUACAGUGGGCGAUACGGGUCUGACAAUACCAGUUGGUAUGUUUGUGGCCUUUGACUUACAUGUGCUGCACCACAGCCCGGAAUACUACCCUGAUCCCAUGCGUUGGGACCCUGAGCGUUUUAUGCCGGAAAAUCGUCACAAAUUAGUGCCCAAAACAUAUAUGCCGUUCGGAACGGGACCCCGAAAUUGUGUGGGAAUGCGAUUCGCGCUGAUGGAGGCCAAGACAGCUAUUGUACAGUUGGUCCGGCGGUUCCGAUUCCGGCGCUCUGUCAACACUACUAUUCCCCUGAAAUUCAAAAAAUUCAACUUUAUUUUAGACGCGGAAAAGGAUAUCAAAAUUGAAAUGAAAAUUAGAGAUUAGAAUUAAAAUUAUUUGUUGUAAAGUACUGUAAUUAAAAUGUAUAAAUAAU